Molecule: messenger RNA, 3487 nt
Organism: Cataglyphis hispanica
Lineage: Eukaryota; Metazoa; Arthropoda; Insecta; Hymenoptera; Formicidae
Product: facilitated trehalose transporter Tret1-like
Exons: 7
Coding region: 947-2506 (519 amino acids)
Biological process (GO): transmembrane transport
Cellular component (GO): membrane
Molecular function (GO): transmembrane transporter activity
Source: RefSeq, a predicted model, not a curated record
CACUAUUUUCUACCGCUUUUCACUUCGAGCGUGAUUUCUCCUCGGAAUCUUUUGGAUAUUUCUCUGUGAACGACACAAUUUCUCCAUGACAAGAUACUACAGUUCCCUUAGUGAAUAAUUUUCCUCUCUUCUUUCACGAACUUCUUUCCUGGAACAGUUAGAGCAAGAAAGAUUUGUUUUUAAAAAGAUAAAGUCCAGGAAGAGACUUUUAAAGUCACGCUGUUAUACGAGGAAAAAGAUUAUUUAUUAAAGAUUAAAAUAAAAAUAGAAAAGGAAAAAUGUGCUGAAUAAUUUUUUUAAUUUUUUCACGAAAAAAUUCGUGAAUCGAUAUUGUUCUAUUCAGUGAAAGCAAACGUCCACAAAUUUUUUCCAGCUACAUAUAUUUAAGAUAACGAACUAGGAUGAAUUACAACCAAAACAAAAACACUGAACUACUAACGUCUUAAGCGCCAGCGAGCUUCGCAAUCGUCUACAUACAAUGACAUUUAGUUUGUUGUGUUUAACCGCAUAAAACAAAAUAGUAGGAAAAACGCUCAACAUUGUCAUUUUGUCUGAUAAAUAAUUUGUGUUGUUACGGCACGUAAUCAUAUUUGUGGCAUUUCCAGUGCAAUAAUUGAACACAAAUUUAAUGAGUAUUAUAGUUAAAAUUAUAAUUAUAGUUAAAGGUAUAUAAUUAUAGCUAAAAGUUAUGGAAAGAAGAGUUCUGUGUUAAGAAAUUAUAUCAUGAAAUUAUAAGAAAGCUGAUUGAUUAUCCGUGAAGUAGAAGAAGCAUCGAGAGAAUUGUUAAUAUCUUCUGUCAGGACGCUUACAAACAGGAGGUCAUCCUUGUACCAACACUGUCGUCCUUCCCUCGAUAUGCAACGGAGAAUCUGAUACGCGUAAAACCGCAAGCGACUAACGUGCCUAAGACCCGAAGAUUGAAUCGCAAGCGGAUCGAAUCACGAAGAUGGCAGCGACCGAAUGCGUAGAAAAUGGAAAGAGGAAUGAUGACAAAACGUCGGUCGAAGUGGCAUAUAUUUCUAAACUUCGACAAGCAGUACCACAAUGCUGUGCAGUCGGUGCGAAAAAUAUACUCCUGCUUGCCUUUGGUUCAACGUUAGGAUUCUCGACUAUCCUUAUUCCAGCAUUACAAAGGGAAGAUACAGACAUCAAGGUUACUACGGAAGAAUUAACAUGGAUUAGUAGUCUAAACUUAUUUCUCGUGCCGAUCGGUUGUCUCGCGAGCGGACCGUUGUCGCAGUAUCUGGGCAGGAAGCGAACAAUGAUGUUGACAAAUAUCCCUUUCGUGAUUGCCUGGCUGAUAUUUUAUUAUUCUAGCAAUCCUACGAUGUUGUUUACCGCGCUCGCAAUAACAGGUCUGACGGGAGGCCUUUUGGAAGCGCCAGUCUUGACUUAUGUCGCCGAAGUGACUCAGCCUAACUUGCGCGGAAUGCUGUCCGCGACUUCAUCGAUGUCAGUCAUUCUGGGCAUUUUCACGCAAAUGUUGAGCGGUAGUCUGGCCCAUUGGAGAACGGUGGCAAUGAUCAACUUGGUUUAUCCGGUUAUCUGUUUCUUCGCUUUGUCCUUAGUACCCGAGAGUCCACACUGGCUCGCAGCCAAGGGUCGUUUCGCGGAAUCGGAACGCGCUCUCUGCUGGUUACGAGGUUGGACAAGCCCGUCGAAUCCGCAGGUGCAGAACGAAUUUCAAACGAUCUGCGAGACGGUCCAGAAGCCCGCCGACAGCACCGAUUCCGAUAAGAAGGAAAUCUGGCGAUCCUACACCAAACGCACGUUCUACAUGCCCUUUAUCUUGGUGAGCGCGGCCUUCUUCAUCAGCUCGUUCGGCGGCAGCGCGACCCUGCAGACCUUCGCUGUCUUGAUAUUCGCGAAACUCAAGGCACCGAUCGACAAAUACACGGCCACGGUGUUCCUGGGCGUCGCUCAAUUGGUCGGCACCAUAAUCUGCGUUAUGGUGAUACAUUUCUUGGGAAAACGCAAGUUAUCCUUCAUAUCAGUCAGCGGCAGCGGUUUGUGCUUCUUUUUUACUGCCGUCUAUGGUUAUCUGAGUGACAGCGAUUAUUUGGAUGGAGUCAGAUACACCUGGUUGCCGACUACCCUCAUGAUUGGCGCCGCUUUCAUAUCGAACUUCGGAAUCAGAUUGCUGCCUUGGGUCCUGAUAGGCGAAGUGUAUCCGGUCAAGGUACGUAGCAGUGCAACCGGCGCUUCAGGUAUGGUCGGCUACAUUUUAUCAUCGAUCGCGAAUAAAACUUUUCUCUACAUGAUGAACGGCAUAUCGCUAUCCGGAACGUUCAUUUUCAACGCUCUCAUCAAUUUGGCCGGUCUGUGCUUUUUAUACAUGAUGUUACCUGAGACCGAGGGUAGGACCUUAAGGGAGAUCGAAGAGCAUUACGCCGGUGUACAGGAUUUAAAGGACCGGCCUAAACACAAGCAGCACGUCAUUAAGGAGAAGUGGGCGGCCGAGAAUCCGGCGAUCGUACACGACGAAAGUAUAGAGAGUAGAUUGUAAGAUCUAAUAAUUCGCAGAUCUAAUUAGUUAUUGAAUAUUGCAGUUCGAAUAUAUCUUGCUCUUCGCGGAAAUUGUAAUUAUUUCAAGUAUUCUAUUAAUCUAUCGCAUGGAUGAGUUACGCAAAGCGUAAUUGCACAUCUUUUUUUUACAUUAUUAUCUCAAAUAAUAUUUGAAUUUUUUUUUUAAUCGAAUAACGUGUAAUUAAAUGUGCAUUUGCGGUUUAUUUUUUGCUAUGUUUAAUGCGAACGAGAAUUGUCGCGUAAAAAAAGUCUAUUACCGUUCCUCGUAACGAGUCUAUUACCGUUCCUCGUAACGAGUAAUACAAUGUAAAAAUAAAGGAAUUAAUAGAUAUAAGAUUGAUUGAUUGAUUGAAGAAUAAUCUAGCGAAGACAAGAAAAUAGUACGAUUAGACACGUAAAUUAUACAAUUUUUUAAAACAAUUCCAGAAAUAGUUAAAAUAAUAAUGAUAUCUUAAGAUUAGCAGUCUUAUUUAUUCCGUACAAAAAAUUGUAGCUGCCAUAAAGCGUUUUUAUGGAUUAAUAGCGAAAUGCUGGAGAAAAAAACUUAAGAUGUGUUACUGCUUGUAGAAGAUUUUUUUAUUUUGCAAAGACUUUCGUAUUUUAUAGAAAUUAGAUAUAUUACAUUAGAUAUAUAGUCCAUUAUUUAAUAGACAAGUGUGAAAGUCGUGUAAUGUCUAAUGUCAGUAGAAGUUAAGCUUUUAUCGUACUAACGCGAAUACAAUUAUUAUACAUAUCAUAUUCUUCUGUGAUGAUCUUUAAUACUAAACAUAAAAGAUGUAUAUUUCGAUAAAAUCAUGUUUUUUUCUAUUAUAUUUUCUUAUCAACUCGAACAUCUCUCACUCACUAAAUAUUUUAUAUUUGCUCUCCAUAGAAUUAUGAAUUUCGAACAAAGUAGAAUUUUUUUACAAAAAUAUUGUAAAUAUUAAAUUUUAUGCUUUUUUUAAUUUAGAUAAUAAAAAGC